Molecule: messenger RNA, 1262 nt
Organism: Teleopsis dalmanni
Lineage: Eukaryota; Metazoa; Arthropoda; Insecta; Diptera; Diopsidae
Gene: Osi2
Product: probable E3 ubiquitin-protein ligase bre1
Exons: 5
Coding region: 39-1217 (392 amino acids)
Source: RefSeq, a predicted model, not a curated record
UUUCUUUAUUGUUAUUAUGAAAAUAAUUAAAAAAGUAGAUGGCAGUGUUCCAGAAGUCUAUUUGGUUUUUACUACUAGUAACGCUACUAACAGCUAAACAAAUAUCCGGCGAAGGUUUACGAUUGCCUGAUCAGCAUUCGGUGCCACAACAACAGCAACAACAACAACCACAACUUCAAAAUGUACAGCAAAUUUUUAUACCACAACAACAACAGCAGCAGCAACAACAGCAACCACAGUUACAGCAACAACAAACACCAGCUGGUUUUGGUGAAGAACGUGGUCGUUCUUCCAUAUUGAGCCUCUUCGGUUUAGGGAACGAUAAUGAUCCAUAUUUAGCGCGCACCAAUUCAAAUUGCUUAACCGGUGACUUGUCUGAGUGUUUUAAGACUCAAGCAUUGAAUAGUUUCGAUGAAAUAUUUUAUAGAGAUAAUUAUCGAUUAUCUGAUUUUGCACGUAUUGUACGUAUGCCAGAAACACAACAACGUUCCUUACUGCAAGAACCAUUUGAGUAUUCUGAGUCGCCAAGAAAUGAAGAUACUGACUGGGAUCAGUUAGUUAAAUACGCAUUAAGACGUGCUGAAAGAUUUAUAAAAUCCACUGCUAUUGAAAUUGAUGUACCAGAAGAAUUAACGGAAGCUGGACGAUAUGACGCACGCUUCAUUGGUAACGACAUUGAUAGCGAAUUGGAUAUUAUUGAGGACAAACAUGCACCAUUAUUCACACGCAAGAAGUUGAAGAAAAUGAUCAUUCCAUUGUUGCUCGUAUUGAAAAUCUUUAAAUUGAAGUUAUUGUUGUUCUUGCCAUUCAUCUUGGGUAUUGCUGGACUUAAGAAAAUACUUGGCUUAGCUGCUAUAAUACUGCCUGGUCUAUUUGCUUACUUUAAACUUUGCCGUCCACCAGGCGGUGCACCUGGUUUUGGUGGUGGAGCCUUCUCUGGUUUAUUCGGUAGUAAAAAUACUUUCCCAGAAUAUUCACCACAAGGCGUUGGUUCAGCCACUUACUAUCAUCAUCAUGAACACUACGAUGGUCAAAACAAUAGUCCAUAUUAUAGACAGGAUCCUGCUUUCGCCAAACCAUAUACCGAUUACUAUAGCAAAAACGUACAAACUGGUUCUGGUAAUUCGGUGAGCUUUGGUGAUGCUCAUGAUAUUGCUUAUUCAGGUUAUUACGGUAGAAAUACUGGCAAAGACAUUCAGAGUGAACAAAAAAGCUAAAUUGUGAAAUAUGCAUUCGAUUUCUUGGGAAAUUGAUAAUUUCAA